Exophiala xenobiotica is the source of this 2836-nucleotide messenger RNA. RefSeq lists its product as uncharacterized. The record is from RefSeq and is a predicted model, not a curated record. The coding region runs from base 370 to 2538 and encodes 722 amino acids. NCBI's taxonomy places the organism in Eukaryota, Fungi, Ascomycota, Eurotiomycetes, Chaetothyriales, Herpotrichiellaceae. The transcript is spliced from 3 exons.
CGUGUCCUGCUGACGCGGCCAACGAGAAGCUUGAAGCUUUUGGGACACGGGCGGUGCUUGUUGUGUGGGCCACGAUCUAAACCCCAGAAGGAUCAGUGUCAGGUCCAUGUCCAUUUCCCUCCUGGUUAUCUUCCAUUCUCCCAGUCUCUCAGGCUCCAGCCAAAAACCAUUCUCAUUCCUUCCAUCUCCUAUUCUCAUCAAUCGUCUUAUUCCUCAGGCAUUAUAUGUCUGGUCGAGGAUGGAGUUUUGAGGCAAAAUUCUGGAGUCCUUUACCAUCGGGAUCAUGUCAAAUCGUUGACAAUCUGUUACUCUUCGUGAUCCGGCUUGUUUCUUGGUAGUUUCGCGUUUUGCUUCUUCUACUUGUUCAUCAUGAAGAUCUCUUCAUUUCAGACCGCAACAUUCUUCUCAUCCUUGGCUACGGCUGCUCUCCUUUCUUCUCCUCCUACAACUACCGAUUCCGCUCCCAAAAAUAUCGAGACCGUUGCGGGUACAACAGGUCCCGAUCAUAUUUCUAUCCAUUUCCGCGCUCCUUGCCAGGGCUGUUUUAUUGGUACAGACGAUGGUCUGGAACUUACACUCGAGAUUGAUGCCGCCGAGGAGGAAUGUAGCAGCUCCCCUCCCCGAUUAAACGGUCUCCCACUCGUCCUGACCAAAGGCAAUGAUGUUGGCCACGGACAAAUAUCUUUCAAAUCCAAAGCUUCCAAUGGCCUUGGAGAGAAAGAAAUCCACGCUACCUGGGAGUCGACAUGUCUAAAGGGCCAGGCCUCUAUCGUCUCUGUCCGUUUCGAUGACAUUGCCGGACAAAGUCACGUCAAAGGUUCUUCUGGCUUCACGACAUCCUUCAAGCAGAAAGGCAAACCAACCGUUCUGCGCCUUCAAGACAAGCCCCUGGGUCGCAUCUCAUCCGAUGGCAUUUGUGAUGAUUGGCUUCUACCGGAAGAUCAAAAACUUUCUGUCAUUCCCGUAAUGGCCGAUCCCGUACCUUCUCUCGACACUCUCCUGCAGAUUGAGUAUCUCAAGCUUGAAAGCCUCACUAAUGAGAUGGCUGACCUCCACGAUCAAAUACGCGACACCGAGGGCAAGAUUCUGUCGAUUCUCAAAGAAGACUUCAAAACAUGUUCAACCAUGAAAUGCCUUUGGCAGACUGCCAUCAAGAAGGCACCGGCAAUCAAACAACUGAUUGCUGCUCACUUCUCCCACCACAGGCACCACCGGGAUGGGUGUAAAGAGGGCGAGGGCCAAACAACUUGUUCCACGAAGACUGCAGAGGAGGUGGUCGACAGCUCGCCUCUUCCGCAUUCUGAGCUUCAUGUAGACGCCGAUGAAGUCGAAGUCGAUCAAAAUGCAGCUCCGUCUGCUGCUGCCACUACCCGUUCUUUGCCAACACCCACCGCCAAUCCGGUGCCUAUUGAUGGACUAGACAACCAUGGAGACUUGACCCCACCACCACCUCCUACGGCCGCAGAAUCAGAAGCCGACACAGUGUCACACCCUCCACCAUCAUUCGAGGAUUCAAGUAAAGAUGCCGCGCACCCCCAUCAGCCUCCAUCCGACGGACCUGGAGAACACGACCCUCCAUAUCAUCCUCCAUGGUCUGAUUCCGAGGACAAGGAACAUCCUCAUCACCCGCCGUGGUUCGAUGGACACAGCGGUAAAGACCAUCCUCCGGCCCCGUUCGACAGCCCACCACCGUUCCAUGGACGACCUCCGUUCGAUGGGCCACCUCACCCUCACUUUGGUCCACCUCACGGUCCUCCUCCCGGACAUCACGGUCCGCCACCGUGGGCAUUCGGACCUCACGGCGGCCCUCCAGAUCGUCAUCAUGGACACCCUCACGGUCCGCCCAGGCUAGGACGCCUAAGACCCGACGGCCGACGCAGCUUCGAAUACAAACUAGCUUUAGCAGUUCUCUCGCUCCUGUUGCUCGUCAUAGUUUCCGCAGUCCUCUUCAAGCUGAUAAAAGCCAAAACAUCAUGGUACCGAGAUCCCCGUCGCCAAGCCGAACGUGCGGCACGCAGGGAAGAGCGUCGGACGAAGAAGCUUUAUCGCAAGGCGGCCUGCAAACAUAAGUUGUCGACGUGGUGGAAGCGGUAUCAAACGAAACCGUCGGAUGACUAUGAAGAGAAGAGACAGAUGAUCCUCGAGCAGGAGGGUAUACUGGAGGAUGUGAUGCAAAACGAAAUCCGCAAUCUACAAAGUGCUUCCGACUUUGUUCGGGACAUAAUCCGAGCGGAAGAGGGUCGGGCCCGGAGCGACCAUCACGGUCAUGUAUAUCAGAACGGAUAUUCCCGGGCUUACACGCCUGCCGAACUUGAGGCUGGCGUUGGGCCGAGUCGAUUAUCUGACAUCCCUCCCUCAUAUUCAGCUCCACCAGCAUAUGAGGAAGAACUUGCGGGAGAACUCACGGUUGUUGAUGGGUUCCGCUAUACGCCGAGCAACACAGACGAUACCCCGGAGAGCAGUAUUGUCGAUUGCAGUCCGAGGCUCAGCUUUGAGACGGGAAGGUCGACAAUCCUGACCAAAGAUGCUCGAGGUUAGAUUUUGGCGUAUGCCAUGUCUUAUUGUCAUGUUAGCUUUUGCCUCUUGUCACGAUUUUAUGUGUUGGAGUAAGUCGGCGGGUAUUAUCCUGGGAGCAUGCGCCGGAGCUGGAGGGAACGGGCAUUGGGCGAUGUAAUAGUCCACCUAUCGGGUUUGGGACAAGCAUUCGGUAUAGAGCUACUGGGGAACUAAGUAACUGUCGACACCUCCUUCGGCCUUGAGUCUCUUUCGGAACAGUGAUAGUAUUCUAGGUUCCCCUCGACAUCCAUCUAGAUCUAGCCCAAGAUAAAUUACUGCC